This is a messenger RNA of Carica papaya (papaya), 3918 nucleotides long. RefSeq names its product RNA-binding (RRM/RBD/RNP motifs) family protein. NCBI's taxonomy places the organism in Eukaryota, Viridiplantae, Streptophyta, Magnoliopsida, Brassicales, Caricaceae. The record is from RefSeq and is a predicted model, not a curated record. Gene Ontology annotation, cellular component: nucleus. Gene Ontology annotation, molecular function: RNA binding.
AUCACAUCUCUUAACCACCCUCGCCUUACUCAAAAGUCCCUGGCGACACCAGCUAGGGUUAGGGUUAGGGUUUUGUUCCCCUCUUAAAUAACAGAAUCAAUCUUCACUUUUCCUCACCUCAAUUUUCUACCAUGGAUCUAGCCAAGAAGCGAAAGCUCGACGAAAACGGCGUCGGAUCUUAUAACGAUGGCGAUUCCUCUCCCAAUCUCCUCACCCCGCAAGACGCUCGGAAGGUCAUCGAGCGUUUGUCCACCGACCAACUCCUGGAUAUUCUGCAGGAUGCUGUCGUGCGUCACUCUGAUGUUCUAGAAGCUGUUCGAUCUGUAGCUGAUGCUGACCCUGCUCAGCGCAAGCUUUUUAUCCGCGGUCUUGGCUGGGACACCACUACCGAUAAUCUGCGGGCGCUCUUUUCGGCGUACGGAGAACUCGAGGAGGCCGUCGUUAUUCUCGAUAAGACUACCGGAAAGUCCAAGGGCUAUGGAUUCGUUACUUUCAAGCAUGUAGACGGUGCUCUCCUCGCCUUGAAGGAGCCGUCCAAGAAGAUCGACGGGCGCGUUACUGUUACACAGCUUGCAGCCGCCGGAAACACGGGGUCCAAUUCGAAUGCUCCUGACGUGUCAUUAAGGAAGAUCUAUGUAGCCAACGUACCUUUUGAUAUGCCGGCUGAUAAGCUACUUAGCCACUUCUUGUCGUACGGUGAGAUCGAGGAGGGACCAUUGGGUUUUGAUAAGCAGACGGGUAAGUCGAGGGGAUUUGCGCUGUUCGUAUAUAAGACUGCGGAAGGUGCGCAGGCGGCUCUGGUUGAUCCAGUCAAGACGUUAGAUGGCAGGCAGCUGCAGUGCAAGCUUGCUAUCGAUGGAAAGAAAGGGAAACCCGGUGGGCCGACAGGUCAGGAUGGGACGGUUCAGGCGGGUGGGCCGGGUGUUGGAGGAGCUGGACACGUCCAUGGAGAUGGAAUGGGUAUGGCGCAUCCUCCUGGUUCCUAUGGUGGUCCUGGAGGCCCCGGUGGGUUAGGAAAUUAUGGUGGGUUUUCAGGUGGCCCGCCCCCCCUGGGGCACAUGAACUCGUCGCUGGGUGGACAAGCACCGUCUUCCUUAGGUGCUGCUGGUAGUGCAGGUGGAUAUGGGGGCGCCGUGAUUGGUGGACCAUAUGGUGGUUAUAGUGGACCAGGUUCUACAGGCUAUGGCGGGCUUGGUGUUGCUGGUGUUGCCGCUGGUGCUGGUGGUGGGUUGGCUGCUGCUGCUAGUGGAUUGUACAGGAUGCCCCCUAGCUCGAUGCCUGGUGGGUAUCCGGAUAGCGGGCACUAUAGUUUGUCCUCAGCUACUGCAUUUCCAGGUCAGCAUCACCAAGCAACAGGAACUUCGCCUGUACCAAGGGUUCCUCCCGGUGGAAUGUACCCAAAUAUGCCGCCUUAUUACUGAGGUUUGUGACAGCUUGUUGGGAGCAGAUGCUUUUUGUGGUUCUGGUGAUUGCCUGAUUGCAGACUAUAUAAACUCUGCCUUGAUGAAUAUAUUAGCUGUGCUUUUUCGGCAUCUUCUUCUCUUGAUCUGCUCCUUUAGGAUGUGCGUCAAUUCUGAGUGCUGGUUGUUGAAAUGACUGUUAGAUAGUCCUUGUACUUUUUAAGUGGCAGUUGUUUAUUCAGUGACCUGAUAUAGUUUUAAUAAUAUUAUUAGUACUGACAUUAUUUCUUGCUUUGAGCUGCAACUGUGAAUGUUUCUUGUUACUUUUUUUUAUUCUCCAGUUUCUUUUGUAUCUAUCAAAUAUACAUAUAUGUAUGGAUAUUUACUUAAAUUAGGUAAGAUGGCAGCAAAAUCUGGAGCUACAAUAAUUUUUUUUUUUUCAAUUUUCUUGAAGAAAAUUGGAUUACACAAUAAUCAGAUAGCUUGGCUGGGCCAUUUUGGGGGAUGUGGUGGGGUGGGGUUAGGGAAGGGAAUUCCAAAGUUAUUUUUAAUUCGCUAGCAAAUCUUAUACAACUUCUCACCAUUCUCACUGAAAGAUGCGGUCAGAUGUCCGGUGGCCUGCUUUUGUUUGGUCAUACCCAACGUUAAUGUCUUCUGUGCAACUUUCUUUCAAUUUAAAUGGAUUGUUUGGUGGCUUUUGGUUGAUAGGCUUAUCUUGCCGGUGGGUCUGUUGGAUAUUGCUUAUGAUAUUUCCAAUGGAAUUGUUGUCGGGUUGUAAUUUUGCUGGCUCUUGGGGUGAAGAUGUAGGUGCUUCAGGGAAGCUAAUCCAAAUAUUAAGAGAAUGAAUUGGUAAUUAAACCGUGGCCUAUUUUGAGUUGUUUAAAAUUUGAGUGUUGAUGGAGCAAGUUUCUUGUGAUGCUUCCUGUUUCCUUUGCUGGAUUGAAUUUUGUUGGUUUUGUAAUGAGCUUUUAUUGGGUUGAACGAUAAGAGUGAUGAUCUCUAAUUUGAGUCUUUCUGUGUCCAAUUAUAGGUAUUUGUUUUUUUUUUAAAACAUAAUUUAUUCCGUAUGUUCUUCCUGCCUCUUGUGGUGCAAGAACUAGCCAUUAUACUAAAUAACUAAUUGAGUGAGCGUCUGAGGUGGCUGUAACAUGUGUUGUGAGUUCUAAAAGUGCUGUUAAAAUAGUGUUCACUAAAAAAUGCUUUUAGUCAAAAGGUUUUUUGGUGUUUGGUAAAAAUAGUUGUAGAAAAGUAUUGCUGUUUUAAAAAGCAAAAGAUGUAUGUUUGGUGGAAAUGGUUUUUAAGAUUUCAAGUGUAAAUUUUUAAUAAAAGUCAGAAUUAGUUUCUAAAAGUUACAUGUUGUAUCUUUUGUGUCUAGACUUAGUAAAAAUAGAUAUUUGGUUUAUGUUUGGACAAAAGCACAUUGAAUUUUACCUAUAUAGUUGCAAAAGUGUUUUUAAAUACAAAAUCCAUUAGUACAGAUUGUCACACUUCAGUUGCAAAAUCCAUUACUACAAAUCCGUUGGUGCAACGGCGCAUAUCUUCCUUUAAUAUAGAUCCAGUGUGAUCUGUAUUCGUCCCUGUUUCUUUGCAUACAAUGUCAGUACAGCUUAUUAAUGCAAAACACAUCAGCUUUCCGUUCUCUUUUUCAUCGUUUUUUUGAGAUUAUAUUUUCAUAUUCGACCACUAUUUAUAUGAUGGCAAAACAUCUGAAUCUGUGUUUUCAUGCUUAUGUGGCUUAUAGAACCUUGAGAGAUACUAUGUGGAUUGUAUCAUGAGAUGAAUGAAGUUGUUUUAUUUAAAGCUGAUACCUGCAAGGAGCAUUUAAGAAACAAUAUCUUAUUGAUUGACAGAUAAGAGUUUGCAUAUGGUUAAUGCCUUAGAAAAUUUCUCCAGUUGCAAGUCUUGUUCAUCUUAUGCUAUGGUUGUGUUUUCUGGUUUAGUUGAGCUGAAGUUGGUUUUAUGGAUCUGUAAGUCGUAGCCUAUAGUGUAUGCCAUCAAUCCUGUAAACACUUUUUGUUUCCCUAAGGGUAAAUUAGGUUAUUAUUAGUCCUAAGAUUAUCGGUGACUGCUAGGAAGGUGCUAGUUUGGAAUGAAGAAUCUUUAUUCCAAGAUUGUAUAUCAAUGGUGUUUGAGAAUUAUAUUUGUUGACUAUCCUAGAGUUCCUGGAAUAACAAGAUAUUGUUCUCUAACUGGUAAAAAAAGCUUCCUGUUCUGGUUUUUUUUUAACCUUUGAUUUUUCGGGUCGUUUUUCUGUCAUGUGCCCCUGAGAAAAAUCGGACGGAGGCCCCCAGGACAGAUGAGAUGGAUAGUUGAUUUCUUUGACUGGAGCUAAUAGAUGCUGUGUCAACAGCCUGCUUUCGGCACGAAUUGUCUUGCGAUCCAGAAUAUCCCAAAAGUUAAAAAGCCUACAGGUUCAUCACUUCUGUCCAUUUUCCACGAAUUGGAGAUUCGCCUGUUCUCCGAAUUAAGUUAUAUCGCCAUUUUGACAGUUUGCAGGCUGAGGAAUUCCCAGAGGAAA